Molecule: messenger RNA, 4414 nt
Organism: Magallana angulata
Lineage: Eukaryota; Metazoa; Mollusca; Bivalvia; Ostreida; Ostreidae
Product: solute carrier family 2, facilitated glucose transporter member 12-like
Exons: 14
Coding region: 371-2272 (633 amino acids)
Biological process (GO): transmembrane transport
Cellular component (GO): membrane
Molecular function (GO): transmembrane transporter activity
Source: RefSeq, a predicted model, not a curated record
UUGUUUGUUUAGAGCUGUGAUUGUGUUUAUCUAUAUAAAGUCCUGAGGCAAAUCUUGAUAUGUAUUCCUACUCAAUACAAGUAUCAUAAAAAUUCAUGGUCCAAUUGCGGGGGAAAUAAAUUUGUUCAAUGGUGUAUGACUCGUGGAUAGACAUGAAGUACAUUUGUUGAAGAGCGACACAUCAGUCGAAAUUCUCCUUGUAAAGACCUGACAUAAUGCACACUCAAAUGACCCCCAGAAAGCAGCCAAAGAAGUUUUAAUUAGCCUGGAUGAAUUUCAAGCACAUUUUGAGAUGUGGCCUGGAAAUAUUCUGACAUUUACAAAAGAAAUGUACUUGAAGAAGGAACAAAAAUUUCAUAUUUGAAGCAUCAUGGGUGAUAUAAGGAUUACUUUUGGCGACGUAUCUGAUUCUGAAAAUGAACUUGAAUUUUCAAGUGAUUCAGAAGUUCUUCUCAGCAAAGAUUCAGCUUUAAAUCUCUCAGAUUCUGAGGAUGACAGCGCAAUAAAAUCCACAAAAAUCGAGCUGCAGGAAUGCCAUCUCAGGAGCGUACCUGUGGAGGAGGAUGGGAUACCGUCCCAGAAUUCAUGCGGCUCCAUUCAUGUGGUGUUCGCCUCUAUCAUGGCCUCCUUGGGUGGAGUGCUGUUUGGAUAUGACAUAGGGAUCAUAUCCGGGGCAGUUCUACAACUCCGGGAUGAGUUCUGUCUGUCCUGCUCCUUCCAGGAGAUGGUCAUCAGUGCCAUGUUGAUGGGAGCUAUUGCAGGGUCAUUAAUUGGAGGGUUUUUGAUUGACAAGUAUGGCCGGCGAUUGACCAUCAUAGUCAAUACAGUUGUGUUUCUGCUGGGAGCCGUUGUCUUGGGAUUGUCACCUAACUACCCCUCACUGAUUGUUGGGCGUCUGCUCCUAGGAUUUGCUGUUUCGCUGUCCGCAACAGGCGAAUGUAUUUACAUCUCUGAGAUAGCACCUCCUAAAAAGCGAGGUCAGCUUGUGUCACUGAACGAGCUUGGGAUAACUUUGGGACUACUGUUGGCCUACCUCGUCAACUACUUAUUUAUCAAUGUCACCGAGGGAUGGCGAUACAUGUUUGGUCUGUCAGCCAUACCUGCAGCAAUACAGGGGGUGGGGAUGUUUUUCCUACCUAAAAGUCCUCGCUUCCUGGCCCUAACAGGCAAAGAUGCGGAGGCAGAAGAAGUUUUGUUGAAGUUGAGAGAUGGGAGAAAGAUGCAGGUACACCGGGAACUGGAGAAGAUAAAAUCAUCGUUAAGCAAUGAAAAGGAACACUCUGGCCUGGGCCUGCUGAGUUCCAGUGACAACAUGAGAGGCAGGAUGUUCAUCGGAGCUGGACUGGUAUUCUUUCAGCAGUGCACUGGCCAGCCCAAUGUGUUGUACUAUGCUCCAACAAUAUUUGAGGGAAUUGGAUUUGAGUCGGAUUCAGCAGCCACAUUAGCUACAGUUGGACUGGGCUGUGUCAAGGUUGUGAUGACUGUGAUAACUCUGUGCUGUGUUGACAAGUGGGGGCGCCGGCGGUUCCUGCUGACUGGAGCCACGCUGAUGGGCGUGUCCCUAUUACUCCUUGGCAUCAUUUCUCAUCUCAACGACCACGUGUACGGUUCUAAUCCCUGCCAGGAAAGUGUUCAGUGUACUCAGGCAGCAACAGACUUAACCAAUAAUUUCACAAUACCUUAUUCUACAACGCCACAAGUGUUCAUUGCCAACGAGUCUUAUACAUUGUCGGAGGCGGAGUGGCUGUCAUAUUAUAUGGACAAUUACACUGCUGCCCCACCAGAGGAGCCACAUGUACACAUUCAUGGCUCCACCCUGGGGAAGAUAGCAGCCUUUACAUCUUUGAUGCUUUAUGUGGCUGCUUUUGGAUUCAGUUUUGGUCCAGUGUCCUGGUUGAUUCUAAGCGAGAUUUUUCCCGCCUCUGUCAGAGGGAGGGCCAUCUCUCUUGCCACGGUCCUCAACUGGGGAACCAAUCUUGUUGUAUCACUCACAUUUCUAAAUAUCAUUGAAAACAUUGGGGUCUCAUGGACGUUUGUCAUGUUUAGCGUCGUUUGUGCUGUGUCUGUGAUUUUCAUAUUUUUUGCUGUCCCUGAAACCCGGGGAAAGUCCCUAGAACAAAUCUCCAAAGAGCUUAAUAACAGAUCCCUGAAGUCUGGAAUUCGUGCAUAUUGUAAACGGCUUCACUGCUGCAAUCCACUGACUGGUUCACCUAUAAAGCUGCCAAAUUACCAUCGCGUUCAGAGUACCGACUCCUUCAAUGAAAUCUCUUAAUUAUUUAAAAACUCCUUGGUAUUUAUUGAUGCCCAAAUUUACAACUUUGUCAUGUCAAAGUUAAUUAUGUAUUUAUUUGUAUACAUGUAAUAUUUUUUUUUUUACUUUUUUUUGUUGUUGAGAUUAUUACUCCUUUAGCCAUGACUCAUAUGACAAUAGCUACAAUUCAUGUAUCUUAAUGAAUGUUCAUAUUUAACUAAUUGAACCCAAACACUGCUUAUUUAUUGUAUUUAUAUAUUUUAAGCAUAUCAAAAUGUGUGUACUUGUACUUAAUUUGAUGACACAACUUUGUGAUAUUUCUCUUUUUUUUUUUUUUAUACAUUGGCAAAAGUUUUUCUCUUAGUUCUGGUUUGUAGUUUAUAUUUACUGUACAAAAGCAGAGCAUAUUUUGAGAUAUUGUGAUAAUUUUACUUAUGCCUUUGACUAUUUCAACUUAUGAUAUAAGUCUCUUUAAUUUCACUAAGAUUGUUUAUACCUAGCGUUAUACUGUACAUCCGGUAAUUUUUGCGAGGAUCUAAUUUUCGCUUUUUUCGUGAUAUCUUUUAAAUAGCAAUUUUUUGAAUAUGCAGAAAUUAUAUUCUGUUUCAUAUAUUUUCUAUAAGAAACUUUUUAAAUCGCAAAAAAUGACUGGCGCAAAUUAAAAAUUUUACACAUUUUCCCCAUUUCGCAAAUUUUGUGACACGCGAAAAAAAAAAAACGGAUAUACAGUAUUAUGGCAUAAUAUGUAUAAUACUGUAUUUAGACUGUUUAAGAAAUUAUAUACACUCUACAUAUAAAAAAAAUGAAGACUUCUCUCAGUAGCCUGUGAACUUAUUGAGAGCUGUGUUUUUUCACUACUGUAUUAGCAAUAGUGCUCUAGCUGUAGUAUAGAAUAUCCAUAUCAUUGAGAUUAUUGUAUUCCAAGAAUACUUAUUGUUGUUGUUUAAUGAUUCAUUACUUGACUGUCUCAUGUAGAAAUCACAUUAAAGGGGAGCACGUCUUGCAAAGACCGGUCUGUAGCAGUAAUAUAUUAUACAAUUAUUGUUGUUUUUGAGGUCAAUACAAUGAAUUAGCUACCCGAGAAGAACAUACUGAGCCGAAGGCUCAAAUAGCUUUUUCAAUUUAAAACUGUUAUAUAUCAGUUACUUAUUGUUUAUUAUUAGUUAUUGCUGUAAACCAACUUUUAUGUAGGUGCAGGAACAUUUCACAUGGUUUCUGGAAACCUCAUCUCUUUUUUUUGGCAGCAAACCACUCCUUAUAUGUUUACUUUGAUUCAGAUAUAAAAAGGGACUUUGUUGCAAAACAAGUCACAGGAAACCAGUUUAUCUCUGGUUCAUGGAGUGGUAAAGUUGUUGCAAAUAUAAAUUGAUAUACUUUACAGUAUGGAUUAUUGGAACAUAUGGUAAAUCCUAAUAUAACAUUAAUCAGCAUUAGCACUUAAUUAGAACCUGAGCUUUAAUUCAUAUAAUUUACAAAAAAAAAAUCAUCACAAUUGCAGUCAUACCUUUUAAGCUUUAAUUGAUGUAGGUUUUUUGUGGAUUAUGGAAGGGGGGGGGGGGGGGGUACGGCUGAAGUCAAUGUAGAAAUUGUUGAAUUUUAUGUCGAGUUCUUCACAGGAAGCAUCCUAUAAACUGUGUUUAACUAAGUUCAUGCAUUGAGAUUUGCUGUUGCAUAAAAUUGUUAAAUGAGUUCAUUUUAUGAUUAACAACUUCUAGAACAUAUGCUUGCAUAAUAAAUGUUUAGACCAUGCAUAGUUUUAUAAAAUUGGAGUCCCCAAAUUGGAAUCCAACUUGCAGAUUAUGUGUCAUUCUACCCCGUUUAUGCAUUUUGUAUGUUAUAUUGAAGCAUGUUAAAUUUCAGACUGUUAUAUAUCAUAUAUUUUAUGUUCAGAUUAAUGCAAAAUACCGUUGAAGUUGACCAUACUUAUUUUUUUUUAUAUCAGUUUAUAAUUUCCUCUUUUGAUGCUCUUUAAACUGGUACAUGUACUAACAUGUUGUAUAAAGAUUAGGUAGUAUAAUCCAAUCAAAUUUUGCACUUCAAAAAUUUCAAAAUAGGUUAAUGAAGCAUUUAGAGGGUUGCUAAACAGUCAAUUAGAUUUCUCUUGCUGACACAGUACAUGAUAUGAUAAAAGGUACAAUUUUAAAAAUAAAAUCUUUCUAUGUA